UCUUAUUACGUUCCAGGUUUUUCCUAGCUGUUGUUCAACAGUGCAAGUGGUCUGCCUGGAUUAAUUCGCAGUUAAUUUUUAUUUUGUCAAUGUGAAUUUUUUGCGAACGAUUUUACAGUGCUAAUUAUUAUCUAGCUUAUAUAAUUUGCGGCACCAGUUAAUUAUUCCGUAGACGUUCGACAUCCGGCGGAAAUCGAUCGUAAGAAACCGUGUUUUCAUUCAGCAUGACGCGCCAGAAGAUCACCUUUGUCACCGGCAACAAGCAGAAACUGGAUGAGUUCAAGAAAUGCCUCGGCGAGGACGUCGAGAAGCACUUUGACAUCAGCAGUAAAGACGUGGAUCUGCCGGAAUACCAGGGCGAGCCGGCGGAAGUGGCGCGCAAGAAAUGCCUGGAAGCGGCGCGCCAGGUGCACGGCGCGGUGAUCUGCGAGGACACCUCCCUGUGUUUCCGUGCCCUGAACGGCCUGCCGGGCCCGUACGUCAAGUGGUUCGUGGAGAAGAUCAAACCGGCCGGCCUGGUCACGCUGCUGGCCGGGCACGCCGAUAAAUCGGCGUUUGUCCUCAGUGUCUUCGCCUACUGCGGCGAGGACGGCCAGAAGGUGGAGCUCUUCGAGGGCCGCAAGGACGGCCGCAUCGUCGCCGUGCGGGGCCAGGAGGGCGACGGCUUCGAGGCCAUCUUCCAGCCGGAGGGCGAGGAGCUGACUUACGCCGAGAUGAGCAAGGACAAGAAGACCGACAUCUCCGAACGCAGCCAGUCCCUGCACAAGCUGCAGCAGUUCCUCAUGGACAGCGUCAAAUGAGUGCCCUUUUGUUGGGAUUUUUAUUACUUUUCUCCCAAAUAAAUGACGAUGGUUCCUUGGUUUUCCUAUGUUUUCUAGAAAACGGCAAUUGUACCAGAUUUUCUUCUGUUAAACUGUAAAAUACAAACUUUUGCAGAAUAAUAAAAUUGAGAGAUAAAAAAAGAGUCGGGAUAAAAUGUGUCAUCGG
This is a messenger RNA of Paramacrobiotus metropolitanus, 987 nucleotides long. RefSeq names its product inosine triphosphate pyrophosphatase-like. Gene Ontology annotation, biological process: nucleoside triphosphate catabolic process. The record is from RefSeq and is a predicted model, not a curated record. Gene Ontology annotation, cellular component: cytoplasm. The transcript has 4 exons. Lineage: Eukaryota; Metazoa; Tardigrada; Eutardigrada; Parachela; Macrobiotidae. The coding region runs from base 225 to 800 and encodes 191 amino acids. Gene Ontology annotation, molecular function: nucleoside triphosphate diphosphatase activity.